Messenger RNA from Durusdinium trenchii, 1458 nucleotides. The record is from the annotation of a GenBank genome assembly. NCBI's taxonomy places the organism in Eukaryota, Dinophyceae, Suessiales, Symbiodiniaceae.
AUGGGCACCUGUGAUAUUGCGCUCGAACGAGUCCACGCGCUGCUCAGGGUGGAUGCUGGCAAUGGCUCGCUGUACAACCACUUAGUCCAGUUAGCUCGCACCUUGGCGGAAGAAAAGCCCAAGGAUGCCUUGGAGCAGGUGGAAGCGCUGUCUCGACGUCUCAAGGAGUCAGCUUUCCGCGGUGCUCCUGCUCCAGAGGAGCCUGAGCUGAGUGUGGCCGAAAAGGCUGCGGAGGAUGAAAGCAAAAAGUGUGCCCAGAGCUUCAUGCAGCUGCUGAGGCCACCAAGUGACCCUACUGCGGCACCAAAAGUCCUGGGUGUGGUGCAGAACUAUCUUGAGGAUGCUGCCAUCUUUGAAUGGGCUGGCGUUGGCUUUGGCAAGCAGGAGUCCUAUCACCUGUCCAUGUCACUCCGGAAGCUCGCGGCAGACUCUGGCCUGGAGUCUUUGAGGUUGUGGGGAAAGGUGCUGGGCACAGGAGGUGACUACUAUGUGGCCGAGGGCACCUUAAACGCAGCAGAGCAAGCUGUGGCUUUGCCUGGCAGUCCGGAUGACGAUGUGGAACCCAGAGGGCAAGGAGCAAAUCGUUGCAUCUACUGGGUGACGAAAGGUGGCUUUGAUCCAUGGGUGAGGCUACCUCAUGCUCGCGCCAGCCACGUGAGAGCUGCUCGCAACAUCAAGCACAUGAUGAGUGGCAACCUUUCCUCGGAGGUCAUUUCUACCCCAUGGUUUCCAGGUGGAGAGGAACAGCUGCUUCGCGCGCAAAUUGCUCGAAUUACUUCGACCUGCACUCUGGCGCCCAAGGGUUGGUUUGAGGUGGAUGAGGAGGCGCCGGUAAAGAACACACUUCGAAUGGUGGAGGGCGCCGCUGAGGCCUUUCCCUCUCCAGAGGAGCUGGCGACUCAAGGUGGUUGGGUGCAUGCAGCACCCUUCCUGCUAUCCACAGGGAAAAGCUCUUGGCCUGACGUUGAUGCUUUGGAGGGGGAAAUCACCGAGGAGCAGGCCGAAGAGAUCAAGGCUCUAGCUGAGAACGAGCCUGAAAAGGCAAUGCUUGAGGGCAUUGAGGCAGACUUAGAGGAGCUGAAGCCCGAAGAAGCUGAGACUGGUCCAGCGUGGAGCAUCAAAAACUACGGAGAUGAGGGUGUCUAUUCAUCUGGAGACGGCACUGCGACGCUGCGUGUGACAGCUCUCCGAUCCAUGAUUUGGCCAGGUGCUGUGACUGCGGUGAAAGGAACGCGGUUCGCAAAUCUCUACGUGGGCUACGGCAUGAAAUGCGGCUCCCUGGUGGGACCCGAGAAGGAGUCGGGGCUCCCGCUUCGUGGCACGAUGCCACUGAUGCCAUUGGCGCCUGAGGACAUCAUGGAUGAGCCGGUCGACCUGGAGGAGCACGAAGAACCAAAUCCCAUCCAGGAUGAGGCAGAAAGUGACAAGGGUGAGCUGGAAGAGGAUCCAGACCAAUAA